Kuraishia capsulata CBS 1993 is the source of this 1857-nucleotide messenger RNA. RefSeq lists its product as uncharacterized. Gene Ontology annotation, molecular function: phosphatidylinositol-4-phosphate phosphatase activity. Gene Ontology annotation, biological process: phosphatidylinositol dephosphorylation. Lineage: Eukaryota; Fungi; Ascomycota; Pichiomycetes; Pichiales; Pichiaceae. Gene Ontology annotation, cellular component: endoplasmic reticulum. The record is from RefSeq and is a predicted model, not a curated record. Bases 1 to 1857 code for a protein of 618 amino acids. The transcript has a single exon.
AUGGUGUCCCCAUUCCCGUUGGCACUAGCUGAGACCUUGGAUGGUUACGUGGUUAAAUCGUCAUCUCCUAACUCCAAUGACCCUGGCCUGCUGAUAUCGGGCUCCGGUUGCUCACUAGUUGACAACGAGAACAUCAACCCAACCUCUCCUUUCACGACAAUUUCGGGUGUGAUCGGUAUCAUACGUUUGAGAUCCAACUCAUAUGUGAUCACUGCUGAUGGUGCCAUGGAAGUGGGUAACUUUUUGGGCCACAAGUUCUACAAGGUGUCUACUCAUUCGAUACUGCCAUUGGGUAAUCAUCUCCAGAGGUACGCUGUGGUUGACGACGAGACCAAAUAUUUGGAGCUACUCAAAAACCACCUGAAUGAGGCAACGCUGUAUUUUUCUUACACUUAUGACCUGACCAACUCUCUGCAGAGACAGGCUAUGCAUGGGGAGUACUCUUGGAGGAAUGCCGACCCUUCGUUUUUCUGGAAUCAUUUCGUUCUGAGCGACCUCAUGGCCUUGGCCAAGGAUAAACCAGCAGCAGAUAUGUUUGUUUUGCCGCUAAUCUAUGGGUAUGUGAAUAUUGUGAAGACAUCUGUUAGUAUGAAGUCGAUUGGGUUCGGAUUGAUCACUCGGAGAUCGCGCUUCAGAGCUGGAACCAGAUACUUCCGCCGCGGAAUUGACGAGUCAGGCAAUGCUGCCAAUUUCAACGAAACCGAGCAAGUUCUGUCGGUGUCUCACGCUGAUGGCCAGGAUGUGUUUUCGUAUCUGCAAACCAGAGGCUCUGUUCCAGUCUACUGGGCUGAGAUCAACAAUUUGAAAUACAAACCGCAUCUGUUCAUUGGCCCAUCAUCUUUGUCCGCAACAAAGGAUCACUUUUCUCACCAGGUAGAAAAGUAUGGCACGAACUACCUCGUGAACCUCGUGAACCAGAAGGGCUAUGAGAAGCCCGUGAAGAGUGCGUACGAAAACGCUGUAAACUCUUUGGGUGACCCCAGAGUGAAGUACGUCUACUUCGACUUCCACCAUGAGUGCAGAAAAAUGAAAUGGUACAGAGUUAGACUGUUACUCGACCACUUGCGCGAAAUGGGACUGUCACCUACAGACUACUUCCAUGAGACGGUUGGUGAAAAGGUUGGUGUAUCUAAAACCCAGACCAGUGUGGUGAGAACCAACUGCAUGGAUUGUCUUGAUCGUACGAAUGUUGUGCAAUCUACACUGGGAAGGUGGGUUCUUCAGUCGCAGCUUGAGUCUGUGGGUGUGUUGGUUCCUGGUCAAUCCUGGGAAAAGGAUGUGAGUUUCAACCUUCUUUUCCAGAACCUUUGGGCCGACAAUGCUGAUUACGUGUCUAAGUCGUAUUCGGGUACUGGUGCUUUGAAGACAGAUUUUACACGUACCGGAAACAGAACCAAGAAGGGUGCUUUCAACGAUUUCAUCAACUCUGUCACCAGAUACUUGAAGAACAAUUACAAAGAUGGCCCCAGACAGGACGGCUACGACUUGUUUCUCGGAAAUUUCUUGCCUUUCGAGUCUGUUUCGUCUCCGUUUGCCGAUCAGCGCCCUGCCCUUAUCCAGGCAAUGCCUUUUGGCCUGUUUGCUUCUGUCGCGGUGCUUGUGACCACCAUAAUAUAUCCUCGAGGAUCUCUCUUCGAGCUGAAAAACUUCUCGUUCCUGUGCGUAUGUCUAGCUUUGGUCACGCAAUCUCUGAAUUACAUUUUGAAAAAUGGAUAUCAGUUUGUGAAUUGGCCGAAGCUUUGCAAACUGGACUUCUUGGAAAAGAAGGAAGUUUUGAAAGACGGCAAGUUUAGGGGCAUCCAGUUUGUGAGAAAUGGGAUCUUUGCGUCUGACUCUGACGUCGCGAAGAAAGAGUAG